UCUGAACCUUGGAAGAAAGUGUUUGCUUUGUUUGGAUCUGCAGCCAGAAAGAUGAAGCUGAGUCUUUUCCUACUGCUGCUCCUCAUGAGGAUGAGCUGGGCUUCCACUUAUCAAAAUGUGGCCUUGCGUGGGAAAGCGACUCAGUCAGACCAAUAUGAGCACAUAUUUGGAAUGGCUUCCAAUGCCAUUGAUGGAAACCGUAACCCAAACUUUGGUGUUGGAUCAUGCUCUCAUACCGAAGAAGAAAUGGAUCCUUGGUGGCGAGUGGACCUGCUGGAGUCCUACGUGAUCACCUCCAUCACCGUCACCAACAGAGGAGACUGCUGUGAAGACAGGCUCAAUGGGCUGGAGAUCCAUAUUGGCAAUUCUCUGAACAACAAUGGUUUAGAAAACCCAAAGGUUGGUACAAUUUCUCACGUUGGUGCAGGCAAGUCAUCCACUGUGAAUUUCACUGAUCAUGUGGUGGGGCGCUAUGUGGCACUGACUUUACCUGGUUCACGAAGGAUUCUGACACUAUGCGAAGUGGAAGUCUAUGGAUACUAUGCCCCAACUGGAGAGAACCUGGCAGUCUACGGAAAAGCCACUCAGUCAUCCCUCUUUGAACUUGGCUUCGCUUACAAUGCCAUUGAUGGAAAUCGCAACAGCGACUGGGAAGCUGCCUCCUGCACGCACACAAAAAACGAAAUUGGCCCCUGGUGGCGACUGGAUCUGGGCAAAACACACAAAGUGUUUUCUGUCAACAUAACCAACCAAGAUUCUUUCUCAGAACGACUCAACGAUGCCGAGAUCCGCAUUGGAGAUUCUCUUGACAACAAUGGCAACAACAACCAUAGAUGCGGUGUGAUCACAAGUACUCUGGGAGGUGAGGUCAUCGAGAUGCAGUGCAACGGGAUGGAUGGCCGCUAUGUUAACAUAGUCAUCCCAAACAGAGAAGAAUUCCUAACGCUGUGUGAAGUUGAGGUGUACGGAUCCAGGCUGGAUUAAGUCAUCUUGCUUUCACAUACACUUAUACAAACCAGUGCUAAAGCUUGAUAUUCAGUAGAAUCAGAUCAGAAAAAAAGCAACUCAUGAACAUAUAGCACAACACUAUUUCAUGAUGCUAUAGAUGCCUCUCUUAAUGCCAGUAAUUAGUGUAUUUAUAUCUUACAAUACAGACUUACUUAAGAGUGCAAUCAGAUAGAGAGCCUCUCUUCCUCCUGUUGAUUUAACCCGCGCAAUAAGACAUGCCUUGGCUUGUGAAGUCAGCAUUUGACUAGACCUGCUGCAGCAUAAAUCAGUAUAUGUCCUUUCUACUGAAAUACAAUAAAAUCAUACAUGUUGGUUGUGA
Molecule: messenger RNA, 1327 nt
Organism: Mugil cephalus (flathead mullet)
Lineage: Eukaryota; Metazoa; Chordata; Actinopteri; Mugiliformes; Mugilidae
Product: fucolectin-5
Exons: 6
Coding region: 52-984 (310 amino acids)
Source: RefSeq, a predicted model, not a curated record